AUGACCGAUACGCCGACUUUGAGAAUCGCCAUCAUCGGCGCCGGAAUCACCGGUCUCACAACAGCCAUCGCUCUCCGCAAACUCCCUAAUGUUGAUGUACAAAUCUAUGAACGUGCGACCGAGCUUCGAGAGCUGGGACAGGUCAUCGCACUGAACCCCAAUGGCCUGCGCACGCUUGAAAAGCUGGGCUUGUAUAAACUACUAUCCGAUGAGAUAGGUUACAAGUGUCCCAGUGGCAUACCACAGACACUGAGACACUGGAAGACGAACGAGGCGGUGGGAAGAGAACAACACACAGCACAUGUCGAAGAAAAGCAUAAGAUGGCCAGGUACUAUCGUCCCUAUCUACAAGAGGCGAUACUACAGUAUCUGCCCAGAGAAAUCAUACACCUCAAAAAGCGUGUCGUCGACGUCAAAAUCCAGAGCGAAGGUGUGGAUGUCGAGUUUGCGGAUGCUACGAUUAUACACGCAGACCUGCUCAUUGGUGCAGAUGGUAUCCAUUCAGCCGUUCGUGGGUUCUUUGUUCCGGAGUUUGAGCUGAAGUGGUCGGGUUUGAUUGCCUAUCGUUCUGCUUUUGACGUCAAACUGCUUGAUGGUGUCAAAGACGUACCGGAGGAUACAACACAAUGGUGGUCCUCUCGAGACGGUAUCCUAGGAACAAGAAUGGGCAGAGGCAAAUACGGCAUCGUAGCCUUCCACGGCGUCGAUCCUUCCAAGAACGAACACCUGCUCGAAAAGACCCAUUGGGACGAGACAACAGACACCGCCACACUCCGAGAGAUGUAUAAAGAUUUCCACCCAGUCGUGAGGGAUAUCGUUGGAGCCGCACCCAACGUACGCACCUAUCCGAACUUCUACGGCGGCUUCCUUGACACGUAUCAAUUUGGCGGUCGAGUUGUGCUUGUAGGCGAUGCAGCGCAUUCUCACGGCGGAGCAUUGGCUGCGAAUGCCUCGCUCGGCAUUGACGAUGCUUACUGCCUUUACCUAUCGUUCCUCGAGAAGGUGUCUCCUGCUGGCAGACUGGACCUUGGAGCGGCUGAGCUACAGCAGAUCUUGAGCCUGUACGUUGGUGCACGAAAGCCACAUUGCGAGAAGGUUUUGAGAAUGGUGCACGCCAUGUAUGAUGCAAACAACGAACGACUAUGGGGUCGUGGAGAAGAGCAGGAAACCGAUGAGCAGCUCAGAGAGAAGUUGAGGACAAGACCAUACGCUGAGUGGAUUCACGAACAUGAUGUGGAAGCUGCAUUCAAGGAGGCUAGAGAUCAGUCGCCACACCAGUAG
Aureobasidium namibiae CBS 147.97 is the source of this 1281-nucleotide messenger RNA. RefSeq names its product monooxygenase. The coding region runs from base 1 to 1281 and encodes 426 amino acids. Gene Ontology annotation, biological process: secondary metabolite biosynthetic process. Lineage: Eukaryota; Fungi; Ascomycota; Dothideomycetes; Dothideales; Saccotheciaceae. Gene Ontology annotation, molecular function: FAD binding. The transcript is spliced from 4 exons. The record is from RefSeq and is a predicted model, not a curated record.